Messenger RNA from Phanerochaete carnosa HHB-10118-sp, 942 nucleotides. RefSeq lists its product as uncharacterized. The transcript has 2 exons. The record is from RefSeq and is a predicted model, not a curated record. NCBI's taxonomy places the organism in Eukaryota, Fungi, Basidiomycota, Agaricomycetes, Polyporales, Phanerochaetaceae. Bases 1 to 942 code for a protein of 313 amino acids.
AUGGACUUCCUCAGCUUUUUUACUCGCCCCGCAGGCAAGAUUAUGAUCACGCAGCAGUGUUCCACAAGGCGAUUUGCGCCGUAUAGUCCAUCCGCGAAGUCUCGUCCAGAUGCCUCCACAGAGCCUAGUCACUCUUCCUCCGAAACCCCUAAGCGUCGCACUGCACCUCUAACCCGCAGUAAUGCCAGGUAUAUUGACCCAACACCCAUGUCAUGCGCCCCAAUCUCUGGCGGCAACACCAGCUACGACGAGAUAGGCAUAGAGGCGAUGAAUAGUAUCGACGACGUGUACUAUGACGAGGGCUUACAUCCCCGUGGCCCUGGUUGGGACAACGACUAUGGCAGUACCGGGGAGCCCAUGUACGACAGCACCAAUGAAGAUGAAGCCGAGGGCGAAUCCGGGCCGUAUACGCCUUCAAGCAGCUGGUCGAUGCAUGACUUCAACCUCGACAGAGAUGAGGCUUUGGACCAGUUGUACACCAAGUACUCGCAUGGUGGCAGAGCUGAAGGCGAGGUCGCGCGUGCUCAGAACGAGGAUCAAGAGAGACGCCACAACCGUACGAUAGAAAGCUACAGUCGCAAGAUUCAAACGCCCGUGACGAAGCACCGCAACGGGCGGCUGGAAGAUGAAGAGGCUCGACGCCGAGAGAUCGUAGACAUUGAGGCCGGUUUCACCAGGAAGCUCGACAAAGAGAGUCAGCGUGCGGAGAAGGCCAUGGGCGAGGUUCGCCAGUGGAAGCUGAAAGCUGAGUCGGCAAACCGGGCGUACGAGACGUUGCGCGUCGAAACUGAGGCCCAUCUUUGGAGACAGGACCAAGCCCGCAUCUUGGCAGAGGCUGAGGCGGUUCGGCUCCAUGAAGAGCUGCAGGGCCUGCGCAGCUCCCGACCUGCGGACGAACAGGCCGACCUUCGCGACCGCCUCCUCCUCUACGAGCGAAAGUGA